Caenorhabditis angaria is the source of this 4011-nucleotide messenger RNA. NCBI's taxonomy places the organism in Eukaryota, Metazoa, Nematoda, Chromadorea, Rhabditida, Rhabditidae. The record is from the annotation of a GenBank genome assembly.
AUGGUAAUCAAUCAAUAAUUUGUAUUUUUAGUACACCGUAUGCGAGGACUACAAAGGCUCUCUAAGUUACCACAAAGAGGGUCGUAAGUUUGCCGAAAACUAUUGUGAAAAACGCCUGGCCACUGCUCAACUCAACAAUGCGAUUAAUUCAACUGGGUAGGUUUAGAGGGCUCUUAAAGUUUAGGGGAUUUAAGGUUCUAUUUAAUUAAAUGUUUCAAUUUAUAGAUGGGCAUUUUUGGAAGUCGAAGUUCACAGCAACAAAAUUCCGCAUUGGUUACAAGGAUAUGCUGCCGGAUUUGCGGAAGGUUAGCGGAAAAUAUUUUUGAAGAAAAUUCUAUGCAAAAAAAGGCAAAAUAAAGAGAAAAAUGGCGAUUAGUCAGAGGGAAGAAGACAAACAAUUAUUUCGCUUUUUUAAUCCGUCGCAGUGGGAUGGAACGGAGUGUCGUUUGGAGAAAAUAGACAAUUUUUGAAAUUUACUCAUAAAAUGUUGCGGCAUAUUACUGCGAGGUUAGAAGCAAAAUGGCAUAUCGCAGCGAGGUUUGGCGGGUUUUUGCGACUGCCGCAAUAUGGCAGCGACCCGUCACACAAAAAAUUGCGGACGCUCAAGUUUGCGACGUCGCAGCAACCUGCCUGCUAGUCGCCUAUUCCCAUUUUUUCGCAAUGGAGCGCAUUUCCUCUGCCAAAAUUUUUAUUUUCAUUUUUCAAAGUUCCCAAAAUUCCAAAAAGAAGGGCAGUUUAUCUGUAAAACAGCUUCUUCUUUUUGGGUUUUCCGAUUUAUAUUGUUUUUCGUGACGAUGUUUCGUGCUACAAAUCCCAUUUUGCUAAAUAAAAAUCAUUUUCAGCAUAUUCGAGCUGGUUGAACGAUCGAAUUCCGAAGAAGCCGAAAAUCACUGUUUUAAUCGAGUAAGUUUGUUUUUAAUUCGUGGAAUUCCAAUUUACCGUGACAAUCAAUUCGAAAUAUUGCAGAAACUACAACACAAUCUUCAACAUUCAAUGAUUUUGGCAAUCAUCCUGGUAUUGGAGAUGAGCUUUUGGCAAUCAUGAUGGAGCCUGUGUAGGUAUGUUGAAUUCAGAAAAAUCAUCCCAAUAUGACCAUCUGUUUCAGAAUCCAUGUCUGGAACAUCGACAACAUUUUAUGACGAUGUCAACAUGGUUCGCGUGGCUAAAAAACAUCCAAAAUAUCACGUGAGUACUUCGCAAAUUUCAUAUUCAUCCCGUGAAUUUAAACUUGAAAUAUUACAGAAACUACAACAAAAUCUUCAAAAAUGAUGAUUUUGGCAAACACCUUGGUUUUGGAGACUAUAUAGGACACUGGCAAAAGUCCGGAAAUCAAAUCAACUUCCAACUGGCAUCGAAGAAAUCACCCUCGUCGUCUCCAGUCGGAGCCUAUCUCCACAAUCAUGCCUUCAUCUUCAACAAAAUCCCCUGCUCCAGAAGUCUCGACAUCACCAAUUUCUUCACCGCGGAGAUUAAUUUUAAUUUUUCUUGUUGUUCAUUAUUUAUUAAUUAAAUAAACGCUUCUCACAAUACAAAUCUCGAAUUUAUGCUAUACAAAGCGCUAGUAUGCAAGCUGCCGUUUCUAGCGAACAAAAAAAAAAGACGGGUGGCAGCCACACAUUUGCCAGGUCGCUGCUAGGUUAGCGACGGAAAAAAGCACUGCCUGACGGAUAGCGCGCCAUAAGACGGAAUAACCUCGCUGCGACAUUGCAAAAACCUCGCAGUAAUACGCCGCAACAUUUUAUGAGUAGCAAUUUUUAAACUCUAACUUCUGAUAUUUGGCCUAGAAUUCAUCAGAAGCUAUGAUUAGGCAAAAAACUUGGAAAACAUUUAGAUUUAGAACAAAAAACCUAAUUUCUGUAUUUCGACAAAAAGUGAAACAUAAUUCUAGCUUAUUCAUAGAAAACAUAACACGGAAUCCAAAUUCUAAAGGGGGUCUUGAAAUUUAAGGAUGAAGAUGUCUCGUAGCACAGAAUCUGAACUAGAAUUUUCAGUUCAUUAUCAGAAAUUAUCGGUAAAAUCUAGAAAUCAUAAAUAUCUACAAAUGAUUUCCCCCCACAUCAGAGUCUCAAAAAUUUCAGGCAAAGUCACUCGCGAUUUGAUCGAUUUACACAUAAUCAACACAGUAAAUGGAUAUUGUGACGGUGCCAAACAUUUCUGCGACGAAUUGGGCGAAUUCAUGAUUGACAAUUUGAAAUGGAUGGAAGCUGAAAUCAAACAAUUCCCCGAAGAUGAAUAUUGGCAACAAGUCAAUUUGACACUUAAUCAACUUUUCGGACUUAUUCAUGGUUAUGAGAAUACUCUUGGUGCAGAGAUUAAUUAUUCAAAAUUGGCGAUUCAUCCGAUUUUCAUGAUUCAAAUUGCCGGAGAUCUUGAGGACUUGGCCCAAAAGUUUAAGAAACCUGAAAACCCGCAUAAGGUUUAUUCUGGACCAGGACAUUGUUCAGCAUUGGUCAAAUUACUUCCUAAUAAUGCCGAUCUUUUAUUCUCACAUGUCACGUGGUCAAGUUAUUCAACAAUGUUAAGAAUCAAUAAGAAAUACUCAUUCAAGACUGGAGAUCCUGGACAAGUUUAUUCAUUUUCAAGUUAUCCAGCAAGUAUCACUUCUACUGAUGACUUUAUUUUGACUUCGGCUAAGUUAGCAAUUCUUGAGACAACAAUUGCCAACUUCAAUGAGCCUAGCAUGGAUAAAAUUACACCGAACACAGUUUUAACAUGGAUCCGCGCAGAAGUUGCGCAUCGUACCGCUUCUUCCGGACUUCAAUGGGCUGAAGCAUUUGGAAGACAUAACAGUGGAACAUAUAAUAAUGAAUGGGUUGUUGUAGAUUAUAAAAAGUUUUAUCGUGGAAGAUCGUGGCAACCGGAAACUGGUUUGAUUCAUGUUAUCGAGCAGAUGCCUGGCAAGAUUGUGCACAGUGAUAUGACUGAGCAUUUGUAUGAAACAACUUAUUGGCCAGGAUAUAAUCAACCAUACUUUAAGCAGAUUAUCAAGGUUAGUAGGAAAAUACUGUUUUUUUAAACUAAAACCAAUCAGACUAGACCAAUUUUAAUACUGAAAAACCUUUAUUUCAGGCUUCGGACACUGAUAAAAUGGUCGAAAAAUAUGGAGAUUGGUACAGUUACGAAAAGACACCACGAGCCCUAAUUUUCAAAAGAGAUCAUGAUAGUGUAGUCGAUAUGCCAUCCCUUCUUCGUCUUAUGAGAUCAAACAACUACACCAAAGACCCACUCUCAAAAUGCGACUGUAAUCCACCAUAUUCGGCUGAAAAUGCGAUUGCUUGCCGAUCGGAUUUGAACCCACAAAAUGGAACUUAUCCAUUCAAAUCACUCGGUUUUAGAGAUCAUGGAGCUAUUGAUGUCAAAGCGACUGAUUCGAAAUUGAUUCAAACUUUGCAAUUCACAGCUGUAGCUGGACCACCUUAUGGAGCUGUGCCAGUUUUUGAUUGGAGAACUAGUUUGUUGAAGGAGAAAGUACCGCAUUUUGGACAACCGGAUAAAUGGACGUGAGUUUCGGGGAGAAAACUUUGGGGGAAAAUUAGAGAUUCUCUGCGAGAACUCAAUUUUUGCCUGAAAAAUUUGACAUAUCCCUAAUUUCACACCCUAACCACUUAUUUUCAUGAUUUUCUAGCAAUUUGCAAAAUCUUUCGGUAAAAAAUCAAAGAUUGGAAAUAUUUCAGCAAAAACUCGAAAAAACCUAAAUGUUCAAGUUUUCUACGAAAAAAACCUAAAAUCUCGUGAUUUUUUCAACCUAACCAUCUAAUUGUAUGAUUUCCUAGCAGUUCUCAUCCUUUCUACCUCUGAAAAACACACAAAAACCUUUGAAAACCCAAAAAAAAGAACUUUUCGAAAAAAAAACAUUUGCAAAAAAUUAAAGUAAAAAUGGAAGUGCGCUCCAACGUACACUCACGUCUCACGCGGGAAUUUAAAUUUGAAUUUUAACUUCGAAAACCACUUUUUUCCAGAUUUGCUCCAAUCACCUACAAAUGGAAAAAGCCACACAAAAAGCACGAAUAA